Zophobas morio is the source of this 658-nucleotide messenger RNA. RefSeq lists its product as uncharacterized. The transcript is spliced from 5 exons. Bases 155 to 658 code for a protein of 167 amino acids. The record is from RefSeq and is a predicted model, not a curated record. Lineage: Eukaryota; Metazoa; Arthropoda; Insecta; Coleoptera; Tenebrionidae.
UAUUAUUAUUAUUAAUUAUUAUUAUUAUUAUUAAUUACACAUUUUAUAGGAUGCUCUAUUGUAUAUCGACUCUCUUCGAGAAGAUUUACUAACACAGCAGGGCCUUUUCGCAGUGGACAUAUUAAAAAUUUUCAAAAGUGUUGUCUUUGAGGACAUGGAAUUUAUUUUCCAAAGCAAAGGGGAUAUUAUAAAGGCGAUCAAAAUAAAUCCAAACUGUAAAGCAGUAGCCCGCGAGAUUAUAGAUUUAUUGGAUUGGCAGAGUGAAGAGUUAAAUGAGGCACUCAGCUACGAGCCUAGCGAUUAUGAUUGGAGCGACGAGGACGAUGCUUUAGACGUUAUCUUCCAAAAAUACCGUCAAGAAUCCAACAAGAAAAAAAAACAAAAAUACCUCCAAAAAUUUGCAAAAGGCGUCGAAGGAAACUCUUCUGAUGUCCUGUCAUACGUGGAUACUCUCAAAGAAGACCUCUUAUUGGACGAUGGGAAAUACGCAGACCUCAUUGUCGCUAUAUUUGUGCCUCUUGCCUUUAUUGAUCCUGAAUUUUUAUACUAUUCCAAAGACGCUCUUGUCACUGCUGCUCAGCUAAACGCGACAGCUAAGAAACCGCUAAAGAAAAUCGCUACACUCCUCGAGUGGAAAGACGAAAAGGUGAGAAUAUGA